CUCCCCAUCUCCGACGACUCCCCCCUUCUCUUCCCAACCACCUUCACCUCCUUCUAAUUUUCUUUUCCCUCCUUUUUCUCAUUCGGAUUCUUCUUUCGUCUCAUCUUCUUCCUCCUCAAUUCGUUUCUACGCACCCAGGUCAGAUUUCUAGUAGGUUUAUGCUGAGGAGUUGUUUUGAUCAAGAACCCAAAUUAUUAACCUUAAUGUAUUUUAUCAGUUCAAAGUAAGGGAUACCAGGAGGGGUAGGGGUUUGAAUACAGAGAGAGGAAAAGAUGUCGGGUAUGGGAGACGGAUAUGUGGGCACGGCUCAAGAUGCCGUGAGGAUUCGAAGACUCGAGAAGCAAAGAGAAGCCGAGCGCCAGAAAAUUAAUGAGCUCAAAAGCAAGUCGGCCUCCGAUAACGGCCAGCCGGGUCUCCUCCAAUUCGGAUCAAGUACUUCUGAGAUUCUUGAGACGGCAUUUAAGAAAGAAACCAUUGGUCUGGUCACAAGGGAGCAGUAUGUGGAGAAGAAAGAAAAUAUUAAGAACAAAUAUGAGGAGGAAGAGAAGGAGAAACUUCAGAAGCUACAGCAAGAGGAGGAGGAACUCCAAUUACAAAAGCGAAAGAAGAGGAAGAUAAAGGGGAGUUCUCGAUUGUCCUUUGCAGAUGAAGUUGAGGAUGGAAUUGAAGAGGAAGGUGGAGAAAAUAAAAGCACGGAGGCUACAAGAUUACGGUGUGGUAGACUUGGGAAAGAUCCUACAGUGGAGACCAGCUUUCUGCCAGAUAGUGAGCGGGAGGCAGAGGAACAAGCUGAGCGUGAAAGGUUGCGGAAGCAGUGGCAGACUGAGCAGGAUAAAAUAAGAAGGGAGUCACUUCAAAUUACUUACAGCUAUUGGGAUGGAACUGGGCAUAGGAGAGUGCUACAGGUAAAGAAGGGUGAUAAAAUCGGAGAUUUCCUUAAGGCUGUUCAACAGCAACUUGCACCUGAGUUUCGAGAGGUGCGAACCACCUCAGUGGAGAAUUUGCUAUAUGUAAAAGAAGAUCUUAUCAUUCCACAUCAGCAUAGUUUCUAUGAGCUAAUUGUAAACAAGGCUAGGGGCAAAAGUGGACCGCUUUUUCAUUUUGAUGUGCAUGAGGAUGUGCGAACAAUUGCUGAUGCUACAAUAGAGAAGGAUGAGUCUCAUGCUGGGAAGGUUGUUGAGAGGCAUUGGUAUGAGAAGAACAAGCAUAUUUUCCCUGCUUCCAGAUGGGAGAUAUAUGAUCCAACGAAGAAAUGGGAGCGUUACACAAUCCACGGGGACUGAUUCGUUAUCACAAUUCACAGACAUGGGAGACUGAAUUGAAUGCAGUUGCGAGUUGUUCCCCGUAUGCUGCACAGUUAAAGGGUUGAGGUUCAGUUACUGCAGGUCCUUAUUUUUUUUCCCUUUCACUUAGUGGUCGAAAAAGAGAUCAGACUAACAGAAUGUUGUUAGCAGAUUGUAUACACCUUAAUCGGAACUGUAACGAAAUCUGUUACAAGCA
This is a messenger RNA of Pyrus x bretschneideri (Chinese white pear), 1500 nucleotides long. Its product is annotated as protein XAP5 CIRCADIAN TIMEKEEPER. Gene Ontology annotation, cellular component: nucleus. The transcript is spliced from 13 exons. The record is from RefSeq and is a predicted model, not a curated record. Bases 273 to 1283 code for a protein of 336 amino acids. Gene Ontology annotation, biological process: chromatin organization. Lineage: Eukaryota; Viridiplantae; Streptophyta; Magnoliopsida; Rosales; Rosaceae.